Molecule: messenger RNA, 4498 nt
Organism: Rhodofomes roseus
Lineage: Eukaryota; Fungi; Basidiomycota; Agaricomycetes; Polyporales; Fomitopsidaceae
Product: Rapamycin-insensitive companion of mTOR, N-term-domain-containing protein
Exons: 25
Coding region: 252-4295 (1347 amino acids)
Biological process (GO): TORC2 signaling
Cellular component (GO): TORC2 complex
Source: RefSeq, a predicted model, not a curated record
GUAGCAUCACUUGGAAUAAUCGAAGACCGUCACGUACUGAAGUAAUAACUUAAGGUUCAACGUUCAGCGCAAGGUCAACGCGGGCCGGGGGAGGAUGUGGCACGUGAUGAGGACUUCAGUACGAUCCGGAUCUGAGGCGGGGGGCUGAAGCGAUUGACGGCGACGUCCCAGUGUAAGUCUCUCUAUCCACUGCGGCAUGCAGCCGUAGCGACACCUCCUGCUUUGUUCUCUGUCUUGUUCACUGCUUGGAAAUGCCUACCGUCGUCGUCGACCACACGUCGUCGUCUGGUUCGACCCAGCGUCUGGGUGACGCGGGGACUUCAGCAUAUACCAAUCUGACGGGCACGACCCUCGCGAAUGGUGGCACGUCUUUCCUUGCCCAUUCCAAUACGAAUGGCGAUGGCAGAGGAUUGGACGCGAGCGGAGAGCCUAUUGUGCCAGACCAGUUCGAGAACCUCCACAAUGAACUCAAGAUCGCGAAUGCUAUCAAGGACGGAGCGGAGAACAUGCUGCAGAUGCCUUUGACAGAUGCAUUGCGCAUGCAGGUCGAGUCGGAACUCGAGGCUGCGAAGAACAAGAUCAGUGCAAUAACUAGCACCAUUGACACUUAUUCCACCAAGGGCAAUCGCAAGCAGGGUACUGAGACGACCACCGUAAAUGGCAAGGGAAGACCACACAGGCCUCCACCGAUGCACGUCAAACAUACCACCGAGGCAGCAGAAGAUUUCCGCUCAGCAAUGCAGCAGGCAAAUUCCUGCAUGAGAACGCUUCUCUCUUCACACCGCUCCGCCUCUGCACCGUCACCUUCAGGGGCCUCCCCGUCCACCUCCCCCUCUUCGUCCGCCAUGCCCAACGUGACUGCGGCGAACGGCGGGGAUCUGGAGAGAGCAAGAGUAGAGGCCAUGAUGCGUUUAGUCACAGUGCUGCAGCGGAACCUACGUGUCCGCUAUGAACUGGACGUCGAUGAGGUUGUGAAGGCCGUACUGCCCUCGUUGUCUGAUCGCUCGUCGAAGCGCUCCAGGGCCACCGCAUACAGGCUCAUCAGGCACUCCCUGGUGGACUUUCACUCCGUUGAGCGUCUGAAGGAGCAGAAGCUUGACUGGUUCUUGGUCAAGUCUCUCCUGCGGGACAGCAAGUACGCCGUCGAGAAGGAGCAGGUCAUCAAGCUCAUUCGCGCCAUCGUCGAGAUCGGAUCCGAGAAGAGGAGGCCAGGGGCAGCUAAUGCUCGGGGUGCUGGCGCGGUGCCGCUCUCCAGCGCAGUCAUGCGCGCCCUGAUUGCGGUGGCAGAGAGCUUAGAUGACCCCUUCAGGCUGAUAUGUCUGCAGACGCUGACUGAGAUAUUGGUCAUCGACAUCGAGCUGAUGGCGAAGACGGGUGGUAUCCGGUGUCUGCUGCAUGCCCUUGCAGACGGACCGCCCGAGAUAUCUCCCUUACUCGCAUCCGCCUUCCUGCACAUUGUGGACUGUCCAUCGACUCGGGGGUAUCUUCGUCCCGGUAUCGAUUUGGAGAUGGCCUUGUCUGGAGUGACGGAUGCCUACGGCAAGGGGUCGGAGCACGUCGAUCGCAUGCGAGCAUGCACAAGGGUGGUGACGUCCAUGCUUCGGACAUGGAGCGGUCUCAUGUACUUCUGCAUACAAGACAAACUAGCCAUACGCUCGUUGAUUGAUGGCCUCCGAAUACCUUCGCUGGAGACUCGCGAAGUCAUUCUUGACAUGUUCUUCGAUCUACUGAACAUCCGUGCUCCUGACUGGCAUCAAGCAUUCAUCGCAGGGCGGCGUUUAACGAUCUAUGGGAAGAGUGCAACGUCCGACCAGAAGGAGCUCCCUCCUUUGCCUGAGCAAGCGCAAAGACCGCAGGUCACAGUAAAGCUGAUUGACCACUUCCUUGGGCUGUUGAUCCAAGUUCUCUGCGGUGCUGGCCUCCUGGAUGCGCUCACGUGUAUGCUGGAAGAGAGCCCGGUUGGGUCGAACCUCUCUCGGAAGGCGGUCCUUCUCAUGGCGGAGAUCUUGCAGAUGUCGAAUCGUGUGCUGCCGCUAUCCAUUGCGGCGCAGAUCCAGACACUUCCGCGCGUCUUCAACCUGGCAUCCGACUACGCAGUGGGCGAGCAUCGCAUAAUCGGUAAUUCGGCGCUGUCUUCGAUCGACAGCUUCAACCGUCAUCAGGCACGUACACAACCCACCCCCAUCGCGGACAAAUGCGAUACGCGUCCAAGAGCGAACUCGGUGGAGGAUGCCGUUCGCCGCGGUCAGAGGCAGGUACAACAGGACAAGAUGAAGCAGGCGAUGCAGAUGGACGACAAGGCAUUCCAGGCCAUCCUGCUUGACUCCCAGGUCAUGACCGCCAAAGAUCCCUCGAAGUGGAACUUCGAAGUCCUUCAGGAGCUGAUAGAAGGUCCGCUUCUGAACCCCAAGAGGAUGGAGGAGGCGAUACGCGUCUCGCGGUAUAUGCGCAAGCUGAUGGCAUUCUUCCAUCCAUUUACCCACAAGUUCUCCGACCUGCCGAGGAUGAAGGCGAACAUUCGCUGGGUCCGCUUGGGGUGUCAGCUACUGAACGCCCUCAUGACGUCGUCGGAAGGUGUGAAGUUCCUGGCCGAGGAUGACCUCCUGAACCAGAUCGUCAAGAGCUUCGCCCAACUUGACCCGUUCAACGGCGCUCCAACGUCCGAUCCGAUCUUCUCCAAAAGACGGAUGAACGAGACGUUGACGUUCGGUUACUUCGAGAUGCUCGGGACCCUUAGCAAGCGCAAGGAAGGACUUGAGCUAUUGGAGAAGUUCAAGCUCUUCACCGCAUUCUAUCAUCUAACAGAGCUCAGAAGUCGCGAGGACCUCCUCAAGGGUAUCAUCGAGAACCUUGAUUAUAGCCACGAUGGCCAUUCGCGUAUCGUGCUAUCGAAGGCACUUACUUCCAGCUACAAGCACAUCAGACAGUUCUCCACGAACCACUUGGGUUUACUGAUUCGUGCUAGUGCGACUACGAACUCGUGGACUCUCCGACUGCUCCUCACACAACUGUACGACCCUGCCAUCGAGGUGCGCGAGGUCGCCGUGCGAUUCUUGGAGGAAGCGUGCGAUUCUCCGGAUGUCCUCCAGUCAGUUGUGGAGAUGCAGCCGACGCUGGACCAUCUCGGGGAGAUGGGCCAUCCACUUAUGCUCAAGUUUAUGUCCACUCCGAUGGGCUUCCGCUUCUUGUAUGCUGCAGAUUAUAUCGAUCGCGAGAUGGACAUAUGGUUUCACGAGCGAAAUCUUCAGUAUGUUGUCUACAUCGAGGUUUUUCUUGCGAAGAUCUUCAGCUCUAGCGGCGACGAGGACGAGGAUGCACUCACUCUGGAGAGCAUGGUGCCUCCGCAUUUCUAUGGCGUCAUGGCUAAGACAGAACUUGGCUACCAAGUCCUGCAAGAAAAGGGUCACUUCGCGGAGUUUGCGGAGUUCAUCAGACAGCAUGGGCUGGAGAGCGUGGAUCACGACCUCAUCAUGAAGCUGAAGAGCGUGCUCUGGGCUGUCGGAAAUAUCGGGGCGACCGAGGGUGGCCUCACUCUUCUAGAAGACGAGGAGAUCAUCCCUGAGAUCAUCAAGAUUGCAGAGGAGUCGUUGGUGCUUUCCGUUCGAGGCACCUGCUUCUUCGUGCUCGGCUUGAUCGCGUCUACACCUCAAGGCGCCGAGAUUCUCGACGACUAUCACUGGGAGGCAACAUUGUCUCCUCUUGGUAUGCCGACAGGCAUCUGUGUGCCUGUCGACGUGGAGAAAUUUACCUACAUACCUCCUUGGGACUGCGUCGCCAACGAAGGGGAUGACGACGUGAGGCUAGAGCCUCCGAAGACCGCUGAGGAGCUGGAGGUAAUGACGGCCAUUUACAACCUUGCCAACACCGUCAUUGCCAACACCGCGUCGAGAUCUCUCGCGAAGAUGAAGACCCGUCCGGAAUACCGGCACAUCUUCAGUUCGCCGGAGAUGUACUUCCGCGCGUUGCACACUAUUUCGUCGCAGAAGUACCGCAUGCCCGUGCGGCGGUACAUCCUUGACCUGUUUGAUGUCGAGCUCGAUGCGGCCAUGGUCAGCAGGCUGGCCGAGUGCGCGACCACGCUACGCGUGCAGCCCACGCACAAGCUCGCGAAGCCGUCGCUCACUCGGGUCGUGAGCAUCGUCGGGCGUCCGAAUCCUGAGCACCGUGCGUCGGACAGCGAGGACGAGGACUCAGGUGAGGAUGAGCGCGCCGCAGUUGUGGAGAAACCGCCAGUGAUGAGUCUGAGGCCUAUGAGUAGGAUCGUGGGGUUCGAUGGCGGUACUUAUUUUGAUUGAUGCUCUGAGCUUUACCGUGACCUUGAACUCGAUGUAUGGACUGAUGUUACUGCUGGUCACUGCGUUCUCGUUGCUAUUUUGGUUUCGCCGUUAUGUACUACUGUCACGCUAUACCCUGUAUGCAAGCUCACUAGGGACAAAGCCAUCUAUGCUUACGCGUCUGGUUGUUAACGAAUUGUACUGCCGUUGGCAGGUACUGCGCC